ACAAUGAAGACGUUACUCUUCCUUGCCCUGCUUGGUCUGUUCGCUGUGUGUCAAUGUCGACACCUUGGACAUGCUGUGGUUCGGCGCAGUGCCGAGAGCAGCAGCCGCGAAUGGGGCAGAAAUGGUGGCAACAGUGACGACAGCGAUGAGUAUGGCAAAGCAUACGGUAAUGGGUACAAUGGGUACGGCUAUGGGUAUGGCAACGGCUAUGACAACGGCUACGACAGUGGCUAUGAUAAUGGAUACGGCAAUGGACAUGACAAUGGCUAUGACAGUGGCUAUGAUAAUGGAUACGGCAAUGGACAUGACAAUGGCUACGACAGUGGCUAUGAUAAUGGAUACGGUAAUGGACAUGACAAUGGCUAUGACGGCGGUUAUAACACAUAUGAUAAUGGUUAUGACAACGGUUACGGCAAUGGUGAUGAGAAUGGUUAUGAGAAUGGACACGAAGAUGAAAGCAGCGACAGUGAUGACAGUGACAGCAAUGAGGCCAACGGAAAUGGUGAUUGGAAUGGAAAUGACCAUGGGGCUGGGAACGGGCACAAAAAUGAAGUUGGAUAUGAGAAUGGAUACGGAUACGGAAAUGGGAAAGGACAUGGGAAUGGAGGUGAAAUGGAAAUGGGAAUGGAGGCAGGAAUGGCAAUGGGAAUGGACAUGGUGUUGGAAAUGGGAAUGGAUACGGGAAUGGAAAUGGGAAUGGAGACAAAAAUGGAAAUGGACACAGGAAUGGAAAUGGGAAUGGGCACUGGAAUGGAAAUGGAGAUAAGAAUGGAAAUGGGAAUGGGCACUGGAAUGGAAAUGGAAAUGGAGACAAGAAUGGAAAUGGGAAUGGAAAUGGGAAUGGAGACAAGAAUGGAAAUGGGAAUGGGCACGGGAAUGGAAAUGGGAAUGGAGGCAAGAAUGGAAAUGGGAAUGGAAAUGGGAAUGGAGACAAGAAUGGAAAUGGGAAUGGGCACGGGAAUGGAAAUGGGAAUGGAGGCAAGAAUGGAAAUGGAAACGGACACGGGAAUGGAAACGGUAAUGGAGAUGGAAACGGAAAUGGGAAAAGAAAUGGGAAUGGACUCAGCAUCGGAGAUGCCAAGGGAUACCAGAAUGGUCAUGGGAAAGGAGCUGGAAAUGGCAAUGGGAAUGGAGGUGCUGGAGCUGAUGAUUCCAGUGACUCCAGUGAUUCCAGUAGUUCUAGCGAAUCCAGUGACUCCAGCGACAGCAGUGAUUCCAGUAGUUCUAGUGAUAGUAGUGACUCCAGCAACUCAAGUGAUAGCAGUGACAGUGAUGACUCCAGUGACUCUGAUGAUUCCAGUGACUCCAGUGAUUCUAGUGACUCCAGUGACUCUGAUGAUUCCAGUGACUCCAGUGAUUCUAGUGACUCCAGUGACUCUGAUGACUCCAGUGAUUCCAGUGAUUCUGAUGAUUCCAGUGAUUCUAGUGACUCUGAUGAUUCCAGUGACUCCAGUGACUCUGAUGAUUCCACGAUUCCAUGACUCCAGCGAUUCCAGUGACUCUGAUGACUCCAGUGACUCUGAUGACUCCAGUGAUUCCAGUGACUCUGAUGACUCCAGUGAGUCUGAUGAUUCCAGUGAUUCCAGUGACUCUGAUGACUCCAGUGACUCUGAUGACUCCAGUGAUUCCAGCGACUCUGAUGACUCCAGUGAUUCCAGUGACUCCAGCGACUCUGAUGACUCCAGUGAUUCUGAUGACUCCAGUGAUUCCAGUGACUCAGAUGAUUCAAGUGACUCCGAUGAUUCCAGUGACUCCGAUGAUUCCGACAGCUCCGAUGACUCUAGUGACUCCAAAGAUUCCAGUGACUCAGGUGAUUCCAGUGAUUCAGAUGACUCCAGUGAUUCCAGUGACUCAGAUGACUCCAGUGACUCAGAUGACUCCAGUGAUUCCAGUGACUCAGAUGACUCCAGUGAUUCCAGUGACUCCAGUGAUUCCAGCGACUCCAACGGAAACAGUAAUUCUGGUAAAUCAGCAAAGAAAUCAAACAAGAAGAAUUAAGCAAACGGUGAGGAGCUGGUGAGAAGGCAGCUCUCUGUCUGUGCCUGACCUCUCACCCCCUUGCGUGCUGUUGUUAAUAGUUUUGUGGUCGUCGUGUGAAUCCCAGGUUCCCCUUGAUCUGCUUCAUCCUGAAUGUCAAUCCCUCCUGGGAAUGUGUGCAAUCCCUGUCUAUGUUAUGGUCCUUCUGCCUGUGUACAAUGCAAUA
Molecule: messenger RNA, 2203 nt
Organism: Hemiscyllium ocellatum (epaulette shark)
Lineage: Eukaryota; Metazoa; Chordata; Chondrichthyes; Orectolobiformes; Hemiscylliidae
Product: fibroin heavy chain-like
Exons: 8
Coding region: 4-1998 (664 amino acids)
Biological process (GO): odontoblast differentiation; dentinogenesis
Cellular component (GO): cytoplasm; nucleus
Molecular function (GO): collagen binding
Source: RefSeq, a predicted model, not a curated record